This is a messenger RNA of Rotaria sp. Silwood2, 498 nucleotides long. Lineage: Eukaryota; Metazoa; Rotifera; Eurotatoria; Philodinida; Philodinidae. The record is from the annotation of a GenBank genome assembly.
AUGUCACGGUGCCUUCUUCGAUUAAAUGAAAAAAAUAUUAAAUAUACAUCUGUUUCUUAUUUUAUACAGCAUUAUAUGCGCGCAAUUAAAUUUGGUAUGUCAUUAAAAGAAUGGACAUUUCGUGUUUGUAAUGGGAUGCUUAAAUUAGCAAUAUAUGAGAUAUAUGAAUGUACUAAAUGGCUUAUCGAAACUCAUAUAUCAAUACUUCCAAAUGAAAUUCAUGAACGUUUAAUUAUAACUCAUAUGCAUGAUAUUAGUAAACAUUUUAAAUUAUUACGACCACGUUAUUUAAUGUGCUUGGCUCUUAAACUUUUAAUAACUGGUUAUCAACGUUCAGCUAAAACUCAAUUUGCUAAUGCCAUUCGUUUAGCUAAUGAUCUUGAAUUAGAUUCUGAAAGAAAACACAUUGAAAUGACAAGAAAACAAAUAUUUAAAGUAAUUACAAAGAAAAAAACAAAGUCAAUUAACAAAACCAAACAAAAACGAACAAAAAAUUAA